AUAAUUUGAAAUUCUUAGAAUUUAAAAUUUUUCAGAAUUUAAAAUUUCCUUAUCUAAACACACUCUAAGAGAAAUUUGGGAUAGUUUCUUGAAUUUCCCAGCAUCUUUUUAAGAAUUGGAUGCAUUUUAGUUUUCUAGGGUUGUUGGUGGAAUUUACUUAUUGAAUUGAGUUUGCAACCUGUGAAAAUGAAAUGUUUAUGUAAUAAAUGUUUGUAAAGUUUUAUGAUUGUAAGUACAAAUCUAUGAGGCAUGCAAUUCUCUUUACUGAUUGGAAAUUGCAAUCAGCUAACUCCAAGGAUCAAGCUGUUAGAUUUUAAAGUUGAUAUGGGAUUUUUCUGAUUGAAACAUGUUGAUACUUGAUAGCUUGCCUGAACAAUUUUCUUUGUUGAAUUACUGUAGUGUGCAGAACUUUUAAUGUCUAACUAUUAUUAUGCAUUAUAAAUGUUACUUGAUUUUAAUGGUCAUUGGUUUAUACGUUUUGGAGGAUGAAGGGGGUGUCGGUACAAUUGAAGUUCCACCAAAUGUUGGCCCUACUAUUAAGGCAAUAAUGUUGUCUCGCAGAUGGAGGCUGCAAUGGCUGCAUUGGCAAUUCCAUCUGAGCAAGCAGCUACGUACAGGAAGGGCAUCCCCAGGAAUGCUCGAUCAUAUCAUUGUUGAAACAAGUGGUUUGAAGAUGCCUUUGAAUUGGCUUGUUGUUGUUUCAGUCUUAGAUCAAAAAACCUUGCAGAGACACUUAAACAAUUAGAGAAUGCCAUUGUUUCAUCUCCAUUGGGCUAAAUCCUAAAUCAGAUGGUGAAAGAUUGAUUGCUGUUAUUCAGCCGUAAGCACACAUGCUAUUGACAUUCAGUUACAUGCCUGUCUGAGUGAAUUUGGCCUGAUAUAGUAGCUAUAUAAGAACUUGACUUUCAAGCUCAAUAUUAAUCAACUAAUUUACUGCUUCUUCACCAUGAAAAUGACCAGAUUGACCAAAGAGCAUAUUCAGGCUAUGACUAAGUUGGUUGCUAAAUCAUGUGAAGAUGCUAGUCAAAGUAUUAGAAGAGCCCAGCAAAAGGCAAUGGAUGCAAUAAAGAAGUUGUAUUCAAGUCUCCCCAAAGAUGACAUAAAAAGACUGGAGAAAGAAGUUGAUGAUUUGACAAAAAAAAAAAAUAUCAAGACUGCAGAAGAUGUAUGCAAGGUGAAAUAGAAGGAAAUUAGUCAAGGUUGAGAUAAGGCAUUGUUGUCAUUUUUUCUUGGAGGAUUAACUGCUUCGUUUCUCCUUUGAAUUUGCUAGGACCUGAAAUUUGUCUGGUCUUAGCUGAGUGUCAGUCAAAUCAGUCAUAUUAUAUCUAUCAGUAGUACUAUUCUAGUGUUCUGGUAAUUUUUUUAUUACAUUGGUGCAGGCUGAUGUGCAUUGUGGUUGAUCAACAUCUUAUGCUUAUCGUAACUCCCUUGGUCCAAAUUUGUGAAUGUUCUGUUCUCAUCAUGGAGGGUGUGUAUAAAUUCAAGGAGGGGAUAUAUAAACUAGUCGAAGCUGGCAUUCAAUUAACAAGAGUUAAUGAUAGGGUUUGUUGGCAUCAAGUUCAUUGUAUCACAUGUUUUGUAGACUUGAUAUUAUCAUUGCUUGAUGCUGUUCAUACUUUCUGGAAUGUUACUUUUUUCAUUAGUUUAUAAUGUUUGUUACUAA
Molecule: messenger RNA, 1663 nt
Organism: Glycine soja
Lineage: Eukaryota; Viridiplantae; Streptophyta; Magnoliopsida; Fabales; Fabaceae
Product: ribosome-recycling factor-like
Exons: 6
Coding region: 947-1183 (78 amino acids)
Biological process (GO): translation
Cellular component (GO): mitochondrion
Molecular function (GO): ribosomal large subunit binding
Source: RefSeq, a predicted model, not a curated record